Messenger RNA from Ricinus communis (castor bean), 1757 nucleotides. Its product is annotated as aspartyl protease family protein 2. The record is from RefSeq and is a predicted model, not a curated record. The transcript has a single exon. NCBI's taxonomy places the organism in Eukaryota, Viridiplantae, Streptophyta, Magnoliopsida, Malpighiales, Euphorbiaceae. The coding region runs from base 112 to 1521 and encodes 469 amino acids. Gene Ontology annotation, molecular function: aspartic-type endopeptidase activity. Gene Ontology annotation, biological process: proteolysis.
UAAGCACCGCUUUUCCUUACUUGAGACUUUCAAUUAUAUAUAGUCUCUCACACCUCUGCAGAAAUUCUGUAUCCUUUUCUCCCACUUUUGUUUCUUUGUUUCUUCAUUUCCAUGGAGGGAAAAGCAGGAAGAAAUGCCUUUCUUCUCUUCUUUUCCUUUACCAUUUUCUUUUCUCACUCAACUUCACUCAACUACCAGACCUUAGUUGCCAACCCCCUACGUAGCCAACCCACUCUCUCGUGGACAGACUCCGAAUCCCCGACAGACACAGCCGAAUCCUCCGCCACUUUCUCCGUACAGUUACACCACGUCGACGCAUUAUCCUUCAACUCGACUCCAGAAACACUCUUCACCACCCGGCUCCAGCGUGACGCUGCACGCGUCGAAGCUAUCUCCUACCUCGCUGAGACCGCCGGAGCCGGUAAGCGCGUGGGAACUGGAUUUAGCAGCUCCGUGAUUUCCGGUCUAGCACAAGGUAGUGGCGAGUAUUUCACGCGCAUAGGUGUAGGUACUCCUCCAAGGUAUGUUUACAUGGUGCUUGAUACUGGAAGCGACAUCGUUUGGAUCCAGUGUGCUCCCUGCAAAAGAUGUUACGCUCAGUCCGACCCGGUUUUCGACCCGCGCAAAUCUAGAUCUUUUGCUAGUAUUGCUUGUCGGUCCCCCCUGUGUCACAGGCUUGAUUCUCCAGGCUGUAAUACUCAAAAGCAGACAUGUAUGUAUCAAGUUUCUUACGGUGACGGUUCUUUUACUUUUGGUGACUUCUCCACUGAAACGCUGACGUUUCGACGUACUAGAGUUGCUCGUGUUGCGCUAGGGUGUGGCCAUGAUAAUGAAGGCUUAUUUGUUGGUGCCGCGGGUUUGUUAGGUCUUGGCCGAGGGAGGCUAUCAUUUCCGUCACAAACCGGUCGCCGGUUCAACCACAAAUUUUCUUACUGUUUAGUAGACAGGUCUGCUUCUUCUAAACCGUCUUCUAUGGUUUUUGGUGAUUCGGCCGUCUCUCGAACCGCCCGGUUCACUCCGUUGGUCUCUAACCCUAAGCUAGAUACUUUUUACUACGUUGAGCUCCUUGGGAUCAGUGUUGGAGGAACACGUGUCCCUGGUAUCACCGCAUCUUUGUUUAAACUCGAUCAGACUGGUAACGGCGGUGUGAUAAUUGAUUCGGGUACGUCCGUUACUCGUCUGACCCGACCCGCAUAUAUUGCUUUUCGGGAUGCUUUCCGGGCCGGAGCUUCGAAUUUAAAGAGGGCACCCCAGUUCUCAUUAUUCGACACGUGCUUUGAUCUGUCUGGGAAGACGGAGGUGAAAGUUCCGACCGUUGUGCUGCAUUUCCGCGGCGCUGAUGUGUCAUUGCCCGCUUCCAAUUAUUUGAUUCCUGUGGAUACUAGUGGGAACUUUUGCUUAGCGUUCGCGGGUACAAUGGGCGGGUUGUCAAUCAUAGGCAACAUCCAGCAACAGGGGUUCAGGGUGGUGUACGAUUUGGCGGGUUCUAGGGUCGGGUUUGCGCCGCGUGGAUGCGCGUAAUCAGCGUGCGUUUGGGGUUGGUAAGAGAUUAAAAGCCAAAAGAAAAAGAAAUCUUUUCUGUUAAAAUUAAUUUUUCUUUUUCCGGUUGCCGGUUCUACGACGUAAGAAUAUCUUUCUCGGAUAUGGAUGCGAAGAGGAAAGGAAGCAGGAUUCGGGAACUACUUGUUGUAUUAACUUGUCAAAUUGUAACUGAAAGCGAGGUUGAAAUGGUUAAUAUAAGCGCAAAUUCAGCUUGA